AAUGGGGUCCUCUCGGUGAGAGAGAGGUGGUUGGCUUGUCCUCGGGUGAUUCCCUGUGGUUACACAGAUCUGCUGAAGUGGCGUCGCUCGGAGAUCUUGCGCACCCGAUGAUUGAUGGGCCUUGAUUCCAUUGGCUGAAUUGGGUUGUCCUGUGAUGUGGUGAUUGAUUGGAUGUGGCUGAUGUGAGCGUAGCAAGUCUAUCCUCGUUUCAAACCUCGGACAAGAUUGCCGAGUAAAUGACCUUUCGGCAAUUCUGCAUCCACGUGCGGUCUGUAGUUCUGCAUCCACGUGGGGUCUCCAGUUCUGCAUCCACGUGGGGACCCCCGUAGCAACUUGUUAACCCGACAGGUCAGUAGAUUGGAAGUGGAGGAAGCUCGGCGCAAACAAUUGACAAUUGACAUGUGGCAGCUCAAUGAAUUCCUCGGGGAAAGGUUUGUGUGAAUAUGGUAAUGAGGAAUUUUGCCGAGAAGAGAGUGACAGGUCAUUGUCCCGAGAGUACGGAGUUGGCGCCAAAAAUUGACACGUGGCGGGAACGGUGUUGGCGCCAAAAAUUGACACGUGGCGGGAACGGAGUUGGCGCCAAAAAUUGACAUGUGGCGGGAACGGAGUUGACGCCAAAAAGGCGUGAGGAUUUGCCAAAAAGAGUGACCGGUGUAUUCCUAUUUAACGGAGUUGCGACUUUCCUCUUUCGUCGCGGGAUCUUAUUCCAGAGCUUGGGACUGCUUUUCUCUUUCUCGUCCCCCACCUCUCUCUCUCUCUCUGUGUCUCUCUCUCUGUGUCUCUCUCUCUGUCUCUCUCCCCGUCCUGUCUCUGUUUAUGGUAGCUUAUUCUCCUCUCUCCACUCUCUCGUUUUUUUUAUGGCACUUCUCAUUCUCUCUCUCCUGUCUCUCUCCUCUCUCGCGGUUUUUUAUGGUACCUCUCUCUCUCCCUGUGAAUUUGCCCGUAAGGAACAUUGGCCCACGAUAACUUCCACCCCAUCGGAGGUCGUGCCAUGAUAAAUUGUAUCCGACGUGAAGGAAGGACGACCAGAGCGGGAGAUGGGGAGGUGAUUCUCCAUACCCAGAAGGGAAGAAGGAAGCGGCAGCAGUAGCAACAACAGGAUUGGAGAGAUAGAUAGAUAGAUAGAUAGAUAGAAAGAGAGAGAGAUAGAAAGAGAGAUAGAUAGAUAGAUAGAUAGAUAGAGAGAGAGAGAGAGAGAGAGAGAGAGAGAGAGAGAGAGAGAGAGAGAGAGAGAGAGGAACGCGGAAGGGGGUCUGGAGGGGUGCGAUAUUUGUAUUUCUCGGGGGCAGAAGGGAAGGUACGUCUAGGAGAGUGAUGAUGAUGGGUGAGGGGGGGAGUGGUAGAGCACCGAUGGAUUCGUCCGGGGGGGGGCCCAGCUGCACUGUUGUGUGGUUGAGAAGGGACUUGCGUUUGGAGGACAAUCCUGCGCUCAUUUGGGCAGCGAGGGCAGGAGCCGUCGUGCCAGUGUUCAUCUGGUCUCCAGAGGAAGAAGGGCAAUUUUAUCCGGGACGGGUUUCUCGAUGGUGGAUUAAACAGAGUUUGAAGCAUUUAAACAAUGCUUUGCAAGUUUUGGGCUCGAGACUCAUCAUGAGGAGGAGCAGGGAUUCGCUCUCCGCUCUCCUAGAGAUUGUCGAGGCGCUAGGCGCCAAACAGGUCUUCUACAAUCAUCUAUACGAUCCUGUGUCACUUGUUCGAGAUCAUCGUGUGAAGCAGGGGCUGGUUCAGCACGGGAUAGUGGUGCAGUCGUUUAAUGCAGAUCUUCUGUAUGAGCCGUGGGAGGUGUACGACGAGGAGGGCCAGGCUUUCACUACCUUUCAGAAGUUCUGGGACAAGUGCAUUUUGAUGGCAUUUGAACCCGAUCCGCCGAUGUUGCCUCCCAAGCAAUUGUACGGUCCCGGAGAGGAUCUGGGUGGUCCCACGGAAGAGCAACUUGGAUUGGAGGACCAGGCAGAAAUGGCCAGCAAUCUGCUGCUGUCGAGGGCAUGGACACCUGGUUGGGGGCAUGCAGACAAAGCUCUGGACUCCUUUAUCCGCGGGCCCCUUAUUGAAUAUGCGGACAGUCGAGCAAAAGCUGACAGCGCCACAACGUCUUUGUUAUCUCCCCAUAUGCACUUCGGAGAGAUAAGCGUGAGGAAGAUAUUUCAUGAAGUUCAGAAAAUGCAUUUCAAAUGGAAAAGGGAAGGUGUAAUGCAAGGUGUGUCGAGUGUGGAGCUCUUCCUUCGCUCGCUUGGGUUCCGUGAGUAUUCACGUUAUCUGAGCUUCAACUUCCCAUUCACACAUGAGCGCUCCUUGCUGGCGAACCUGAAGUGGUUUCCAUGGCGCGUUGACGAGCGCAUGUUCAAGGCUUGGCGGCAAGGACGGACUGGCUAUCCCUUGGUGGAUGCUGGAAUGAGGGAGCUAUGGGCAACAGGAUGGCUGCAUAAUCGAAUUAGAGUGGUUGUAUCAAGCUUCUUUGUCAAAGUCCUGCAGCUCCCUUGGAGAUGGGGAAUGAAGUACUUCUGGGAUACCUUGCUAGAUGCCGAUCUUGAGUGUGAUGUGCUUGGAUGGCAGUACAUCUCAGGAAGCCUUCCCGACGGGCAUGAGCUUGACCGCAUGGAGAAUCCAGAGGUUGAGGGCAUGAAAUACGAUCCGGAUGGAGAAUAUGUCAGGCGGUGGUUGCCGGAGCUGGUGCGCUUACCAACAGAGUGGAUACAUCAUCCAUGGGAUGCUCCGCCGGAAGUGCUGAGAGCAGCAGGCAUAGAGCUGGGUGUGAACUAUCAACUUCCGAUUGUUGACAUGGGUGAAGCUCGUCAGAAACUGCAAGAAGCGCUGAGCGAGAUGUGGGCGAGAGAGAAUGACAAUAACUGCAUGAGAGCAGCAGGAAAUACUGAAGAGGGGUACGGAGAGACAAUGAUUGUUGUGGAGGGGUCAGGUAGACGGGCAACGGAGAACAUGGUGGUGGAGAGGGUGAUUGUUGCAAGGCAAAAAGCACAGCAGAAGUCCUCCAGCAUGUUUAAGGACCAGCUAGUUCCAGAUAUGGUGACAGAGUCCACGAAAAAGGCAGCCGCAUCAAUCCUUGCACCAGCUGCAUAUCCUGCGAGCGAGGUGGAGACGCGGUCGGAGCAAGAGGGGCAAGAAGCCCAGCCAAUGUUGCAAGAGGAUGCUGCAAGUUCAGGAACGGGUCUGAGACUGGAGGACACAAGUGGCCAUGCUGCUGGCGUGGAGGUUGAAGUUCAGGUUCGCGAGGCAGCAGGCGGUGCAGCUGCACAGCAUGGAUCUCAAGGGAGGGAAGACGUCAUGUCGACGGCGGAGUCCUAUACGUCUCCUAGUUCUGAUAGAGGUGGCAUGGCAACAGUGCCGGUGUGGUCGCAGUCAGGGUCGUCAUCAAGGUCUCCAUCACUAGCAGUGGAUGGGAGGGUGCCCACUGUUCCUGUUGUUCCGGAUGUCAGGAAAGGUAUCGGUUCAGGCGGGCGUAGCAGAAGACGUAUGCAGCCGCGACAGGGAGUUGGAAGAGUAGGACCGUUGAAGGAAAUGGGACCAGCUCCAGACGGCAAGAUUCGGAGGUACUGGUGGUUUAAAGAGGGGCAAGUGCCACCUUGUUUGUUAAUAAAGCAGGACAUCGGUGGCAUUCAACCCUUCGAUGGGCUUUGAAUGAAAGGAUCAGUACCAGGAAGGGUGAGAAGAGCACAGAGGCCAUGAUGUUCAUAUGCGCCAUCACAUUGUUUGCACUUUGUGCAUGUUUCUGCAUGACUGGAUGAGCGCAAUGUUUGCGUUUUGUCAUUAAAAAUACACACUCUUGACACACAUUGUUUGCUUGUCUUCUUUGUUUAAUGUGUGUAUGUCCAAAUUUCCACUGUCAUACCUAAGCCUUAAGGCCACACAAUGCGCACAUGGUGCCAGUUUUGAGAUCAGCGAGUUUCUUUCAGUGUGCGAGUUUCCCGACUUGCCGUCCAUCACGAACUCAGGAUCUCACAAGUGUGCAGGUGGAUGGAUGGUCAUGAUUUCACAAGGCGGCGUGCUUUCUGUUAACAUGUUCGAUGGCUAUGUUGCUCUUUGCCUGUAGAGUAUUUUUGCUCUCUCCUUGUCUUGGAAGAGCCCCAUCGCAGAGACGGUGGAGACAUGCAAGCUUGACUUCAUGUGAUGUCUGCAUUUCCCACCUGUCAAGGGCUAUCUAUCAGUUCCUGCACUGACCACAGGUUGACGGCUAAGCCACUCGGGUUCGUUGUAUUUCCAAUGAGCGUGCUAUGCUGCUCGCUCAGGAAAUCGCUUUCCUUAGAGGCAGAGAGACAUCUUGCGUUUGACAUUUGGGUCUUACAUCAUGCCUGAGCAUAUGGGACCCCUCAAGGACUCUGCCAGAUUGAAAAACUAAUCCUGUCUUCUAGUAUGUGAGCAUCUCCGAGACUCCUUAGGGAACCGAGUUGCCGCAUGAGAUCAAGGCAUUUGAAACUGGUCCAGGUCCAGUUUGACUUUUCACUUUCAGUUGUUUGAAGGACUGCCCUCUGAUUGCUGCAGCCAGACAUUUAUGUAGCCUGCUUUGAGUCUUGUAAAAGUACGCGGUCAUUUAUCCGUCUGCAAUGGCGGUGACAGCAAGCAUGUUCUGCGUGCUGAUCACCUUUCACUCUUGAUUGAAGUGGAACCUCUGCAUGUAGAUAGUGAAGUCGGCCCUCCAUUGUGCACUCGCAUGGAUAAGCUGGGGCAUUUUCGGGGGGAGGUGGAAGGAAAGGGGCAGAUUUACAAAAGCGGUUUCUCUCAGACAUACGGCCACUUCGGCUCCCUUUGUUUUCCACAAGCAUAGUCUCCAUCAACAGUCCAAAUGCAAACUGUGAGAGCAUGGCCUAUCGAUCCUUCAGCGUUUCACGACUUAAAGCGAAGCUAGAGGUGUCAGAAAAGCUACCACAGGGAUAACUAGCUUGUGGCAGCCAAGCGUUCAUCACAACGUUGCGUUUUGAUCCUUCGAUGUCGGCUCUUCCUAUCAUUGUGAAGCAGAAUUCACCAAGUGUUGGAUUGUUCACCCACCAACAGGGAACGUGAGCUGGGUUUAGACCGUCGUGAGACAGGUUAGCUUUACCCUACUGAUGCACCAUCGUCGCAGUGGUAAUCCAACCCAGUACGAGAGGGAAGGAUGCAUCCUAUCUAUUGAGGGUGGAUGAUCUGCAAAGUGCCUGGUCAAUAAAACUGCUUGCCGCCUACAUGAUUUUUUUGAAGUGUUACCAGGGCGGAAACUUCCAGGGCUGCAGAAGGGAGAGAGAAGUUUGGGACUCUACUGUAAGGGUGCAUCUCUGACGGUCUGACCAAUUCGCAUCAAAGACUGAGAAGAAGGAAAGAGAUUAGGUUAUGGGUCUCAGAGCUGUGCGUUGGGGUUGACCAACUUGACUAGGUACAUUUCUGGGGCACAGAUAAAUGGAGGUUAGUUGGGGGUCCAUCGUUCUCGAGUACAACUAUAGACAAGGUUUUGCAGCUAAUAAUAGCCUGCUAUGGUAUUCUUGACUCCAUUUAGUAGUGCUCUCUAGUCUCUCCUGUUCAGGUUCAGGAUCUAUUGUGCCAUGAUCCUCCUGGGACCUAUUUUUAUGAAGACGUGAAAGGAGAUAAUGAUAGCAAAGGCAUCAGUAUCAACACCCGACCAGGAUCUCAAUCCCCAACUCAACUAUCAUUCUUCAGAAUUCGAAUUGGGUGAAACAAGGUGGUCCACCGAGUGACGAAGAUGAGUCAGGACAAGCAUCAGUGCCUUCCAAGUGUCCUGAAUGGUGUAGAUGGAUGCCAUGGUCAAGCCUGUCGUCAUCCAUCAUGAGUAUCAACAGAGGUCUAUCACGUGUGUAGCUUCAUUUCUCUCACAGAUUCGACAAUCUGAGUCAGAUGUGUGUGACUGAAUCGAUAUAUCGUGUCCUGGUGGUUAGAGACGUUGGGUUCAGUCGCGGCAAGAUCUUCUUUCUAUGUAGCUUCAUUUCUCGCACAGGUCAGGCAAUCUGUUAAAUUUGAGCUGCUCAUACGCACAGCAGCCUCAUGUCGGCGGCUGUGAUGCAGAUUUCCGAUUUCGGAAUUAGUCAGAUGUUGCAGGAUAGGUAUCACCGGCUGUGCGUGUAGUUCCUUUUCGUACAGGUUGAGCAAUUUUAGGCAUUCAGAAUUUCAGAUGCAGUAGACCGCAAGGCGAUGAGGACAAACCUUUAGCAAAGCGCAAGCGAAAGAAGCAAACUGACCCGGCCAAUGCUGACUGACUUUGACUUUGGGCGAUUCCUUGCAUACCUUCAACAGCGCAACAUAUUUUCGUAAGACGUCUGACUGCCGUCUUGGUUGACUUGCAAGCCCAUUCGCUGUACGGAGUGUGCAAAAGGAAGAAAGGGCGGGGGGGGGAGGGGAGGGGAGGGGAUGGAUGCCCUUUUCCCGUGGUGCCGUUUCUACUUUCAUGUCCUGACAUCGUAGAUUUGUAGUCCUUUUCCUGCAUGUGGCUCUUUCUUCUCCAUUGUCCUGCAUUGUUUUCUAAUGUUAUUCCUUGUUAAAUAUAAUUCUCUUGGGCCAUUGAGUUCAGUUUUCCGCUCAAAUGUCAUGAUUCAUCGGCUUCUGUAAUUAUUUCUGUUCCGUGCCAGGUGUCAUUUCUUGACUCUGUUAAGUAUAUGUUUAUUUCUUUGUAGAUAUUCAUUGUAAUACGAUCCACCAAUGCUGCAGCUGAUGUAGCAAUUUCGAUGCGGAAGGUCUGUGAAAACCAAAAAAUUAACCUGAUUGUAUAAUGGAUGGAUGAAUGCGAGUUGAUGAAAAACAUAAUUGCAGGAGGUGAAAGUGAGAUUGAAGGGAAAAAAAAAAAAAAAAAAAAAAAAAAAAAAAGCGCGACUGGAAGGAAAAAAAAAAAAGGACGUGUGCGAACUGCACACCAGCACAAAACGGGGGUGUGCCGGGCGCUGUAUGCGCAUCGUUCGUCCCAAGUUUUGUCUCCCGAGCCAGCCUCCACACUUGCACAGAAACAAAUGCGCGCACUGUACAGAGUCUACUACAGACAAUUAGAGGCGAGGCGAGAACAGCUGCAUCCUGCAUCGCUCGGUGAUUCAAAAGUCGACUGGAAACAUUUCAGGAAGGAAAGCAAAGCGGAGGUCGGGACCCAACUCAUGGCGCGCUGGGCCCCCCUUUGAAAUAUUUAAAAAAGAAGCUCAUGACAAGUGGCAAUGAUGACCUGACACUGUAGGCAAUAUCAGAGUAGUCUGACAAGGACGCAUAUCAGAGUAGUCUGACAAGGGACGCAACGGGAAGUAAAAUCUGGCAAGCAGC
Chara braunii is the source of this 7233-nucleotide messenger RNA. The record is from the annotation of a GenBank genome assembly. Lineage: Eukaryota; Viridiplantae; Streptophyta; Charophyceae; Charales; Characeae.